This is a messenger RNA of Anolis carolinensis (green anole), 2312 nucleotides long. RefSeq names its product shisa family member 9 (gene shisa9). Gene Ontology annotation, biological process: regulation of AMPA receptor activity; regulation of short-term neuronal synaptic plasticity. The coding region runs from base 1 to 1185 and encodes 394 amino acids. The transcript is spliced from 4 exons. Lineage: Eukaryota; Metazoa; Chordata; Lepidosauria; Squamata; Anolidae. The record is from RefSeq and is a predicted model, not a curated record. Gene Ontology annotation, cellular component: postsynaptic membrane; dendritic spine membrane; postsynaptic density.
AUGAAGCGGGGCGCGCUGCUGGCGCUGCUGGCGGGCUACCUGCUGGCGCAAGAGCUGCCCCCGGGCCCGGCCCCCCCCCCGCCGCCGCCGCCGCACCUGGGCAGCAUCGUGAUGCUCUCGGGGGGCAACCGCAGCCGGGCCCCCCCGCCCUCGGCGCCCCCGCCGCCCUCCUCGGCCCCCCCGCCGGGCCCCGAGGAGUGCCGGGGCUACUUCGACGUGAUGGGCCAGUGGGACCCGUCCUUCAACUGCUCGGUGCGCGAGUACCCCUUCUGCUGCGGGACGUGCGGCUUCCGCUUCUGCUGCAAGUUCCCCCAGGGCCGCCUCGACCAGGCGCUGUGCACCAACUACAUCAAGCCCCCCUGGCUCAACGGGAGGAAGGCGCCCUCCCGCCCCGCCGACCCCGCCCACGACCCCACCCGCGACAAGACCAACCUCAUCGUCUACAUCAUCUGCGGCGUCGUGGCCGUCAUGGUCCUGGUCGGCAUCUUCACCAAGCUCGGCCUCGAGAAGGCCCACCGCCCCCACAGGGAGCACCUCUCCAGAGCUCUUGCUGAUGUGAUGCGCCCGGAAGCUCCCUGCACCACGGAUCAUAUGGAAAGAGAUCUCAACAUCGUCGUCCAUGUGCAACAUUAUGAAAACAUGGAGACAAGACCGCCGGCUAAUAAUCUGCAUGCCACGCAAAUGAACAACGUGGUGCCGGUGUCGCCCCUUCUCCCUCAGCUGACGCAUCCCCACUCGUACCCAAACAUGGGUCAGAUUACGAAUCCAUACGAACAGCAGCCGCCGGGGAAGGAGCUCAACAAGUACGCAUCCUUGAAAGCAGUAGCAGACAAGGGCAGCGAGGACUUCUACUCGAAGCGACGGCACCUUGCGGAGCUGACUUCCAAGGGGACGCUGCCGCUGCACCCGGUGUGCGUGGAGGAGGACCGCCCGUACGUCCUGGAAGGCGGCACCAUGAAACACAACGGGCAGCGGCCCAAGGCGGCCAAGCCCCACAUGCACCCGCUGGCCUACAAAACCUGGGACCCUAGCGACCAGUCCCUGCGACAGCACGCCUAUGCAACCAAGGGGAGGAACCUGGCGGGGGACCCGUCGGCGGGCGACCCGCUGACCACGCGCAGCCAGCACUACCUGCCGACGCAGCCCUACUUCAUCACCAACAGCAAGACGGAGGUGACGGUGUGAGGACCCCCGACCCUUCUUCUCUGAGGGAGGGGAGACCGAACACAGCCGGAAGAGACUAUCUAUACAAGAAAACAAUUCAUUCAGAAUAAUCCAGAAGGGCGAGGGACACAAAUCCCGGUCAGCGCUACAACACAGCAAUACACCGAAGGUUGUCCGAACUCUGAAUCCCACUCGGGGACCGAGACCUUGCAGUCGUCCUCGCUCUCGCAUUUCCUUCCUGCCUUUUCCCAAAUUAAGAUCCAUGAUGAGAAGUAGCACAAUGUAGACUCACCGCCCAUCCACUUAAGAACGUUGUACGGAGACGGGGACGCAGAGACUUAAGUCCAUACGCACCGGGGGGGUUGGGGGGGUUGGGGUUGGCACUUUUGGGGAUGUUGGUUCAGCGGAGCUGGAAUGAGCAAGCGUUUUGUAUCACGUUUCUGUACCAACGUGGCUCACCAAGCAAGCAAAAAAAACCAAACAAAACAACAUUCUACACAACACACACUCACCAGUCGAACCUGAAAAACCUGCAGAGACUGUUACAAAACUACGAGACAUUCUAGUUUGGAGAAAGCUUUGGAAAGGUUGGGUUUUCUUUCGGUUUUAGAGCAUUUUUUGUUGCCGAAGAAGUUGAAAACGGACGCCACCGAAAGCCACAGGUUCGGAACUCGCCGCGGAACCGAGUUGUUCCGUUUCACCGCCGUCGCGCCACUGUUUCUUUGUUUUGUUUCCUAUCCUUAUUGCUCAAUUUCCUUUGGACCGAAAACAAAUAAGUGUGGGUGGUGCCUUUACCGUAUUACUAAUGUUCAAUGCUAGUCUUGUUUUUAAGUAAAAUCUUGUAUCGGUUCCAGAUUCUUUCCUGUUCGAGGCACUCGCUAGGGUCCCGUUAGGUUCUUUUUUCCCACCCGUUUGGAUGACACACAACACGAUUUUCACGUUUUGCCGGUAUGUUGUAUUUUGCAGACCCUCGGCGUGGCUGCCCGUCGUUCUUGAUUCUCCUGUGAAACCGCUGUACCCAAGAGCCCUUUCCUCGUUUGCAUUCGUGCAAGUGUAAACCGUUUCCAAUUUGUUUCUCUCUCUUUUUCUCUCUGUUAUCGUUGAUCCUAUUUUGCAGGUCCACGUGAUUAAAAAAAAAAAACAACGAC